AUGGAGGGCUUUGCAGCCAGUGCGUACUGGGGUGCCACGGGCGAGUUACCACCUCGUGCACCAGACGACGUCGUAUCCAAGCAGCCAUAUCCCUUUCAAGCAGAGAUCAACCGCAAGCUGGUACCGUUCCCGAAGAACCAGACAAGCUACCCUCGUACGCUAGACUACACGAACGUGGGACUUCACUUGAUCCUCGACGACGGUAACAGCAACACAGGAGGUUUCAACGCAUCGCAGUUGCAGAAGCUGGGAGAGGGUGGAGCUGGCGGCGAUGGCCUUGGCGGCACACAAGGGCAGGGCAACACCCACUCGCGAAAGCCACGGUUCCUCACACUGCAAACCACCAAUCAAGCCAUCCCUCGCGCCUUCGACGAUGGUGUGCUGGACGCGCUCCGCGCCGGACAGGCCAAGGAGGACGCUCUCAAGAGAGAGCUGGACGAUCUGGAGGCAACACCGUACCCAAGCGGCGCUGCACCGGACGCGUUCCGCCUCACCUCAGACGACUACUGUGACUUUGGCAAGAUGGACCCGUCAUCGCACCGGCAGAAGGACUGGAAGGAGGACGGGGAUGGCGUGUACGUCUACAAGAGCCGGUACAACAACGUCGAGCGCGAGGGGCCUCGGCGCCGCGAGCGCACGUUUCAGACCCUGCAGCGUGGCCGCACCGUAGACCGUACGCAGCUACGUAGCACACUAGAAGAUAGCCACAAGCAAGCCCUGCCGCAAGGCUACGAGCCCUACUCAGCCAAGGACUGGAUGAGCACGACCCACCGCGAGCAUGCAGCGUACGACGUUGCAGAGGCGAGCCACAUGAACGACCGCGACGCCACGGUGCCGCUGCGCAACACGCACUACGCCCUCUCUCAAGCACAAGAGAUGGCGGUCACCCAGCGCGACGCUCGUUUUCAGACGCGCCACGAUGGGAAGUGGGCAACGACCUACUCAUCCGGGUACCAGGAUCGCUCGGCCGAGGCGGAUGUAUGUCACAAGUACGGUGCCAAGGCCGUUUUCGACAUUGAAGAUGGCAUCUACACCAUCAAUCACGAGUACCACCACCCACGGGAGGAGGUGCGUACAGGUGAGACCUACACGCCAGCGGAAAUGGUGCCUGGGCAGUACACCACCAUGUACACCGAGCCACUGCCGGCUCCGAACAGCGUCAUUGGUAGCACUCGCCACUGCUGA
Molecule: messenger RNA, 1185 nt
Organism: Leishmania mexicana MHOM/GT/2001/U1103
Lineage: Eukaryota; Euglenozoa; Kinetoplastea; Trypanosomatida; Trypanosomatidae
Exons: 1
Coding region: 1-1185 (394 amino acids)
Source: RefSeq, a predicted model, not a curated record